GAGAGGAAGUCCCUCAGCCCAGGCACAAACCCUGGGCGCUCCCGGCGGUCUCGUACUCCCACAGCCGCAAGGUCGGCGCGGCGGGGCGGGGUGGGAAGCGGGGAGUGGGGAGCGCAGGCGCAGUGUCCGCGCCGGCGGCCCCUCUCCCUCCCCGCCCCUCUCGGUGACCCGGGUCGCGGUUUUCCAGGCCCGGCGCUCAGCGGCCUCGGCUGGCUCCGAGGCUGUCCUAGGCGCGCUGCACACCGCAGCCCCGGCCGGAGCACCGGGCGCACCUUCCUCGCCGCGACACGCAGAAUUGCUUAUCUGAAGAAAUGGAUACUUCUCCCUCCAAAAAAUAUCCAGUUAAAAAACGGGUGAAAAUACAUCCCAACACAGUGAUGGUGAAAUAUACUUCUCAUUAUCCCCAGCCUGGGGAUGAUGGAUAUGAAGAAAUCAAUGAAGACUAUGGAAAUUUUAUAGAAGAAAAUCCAAAGAAAAGUCUGCUGAGUGAAAUGAAAAGAAAAGGAAGAACUUUCUUUGGAACUGUGGAUACCAGACCUCCACCAACAGAAGAUCCAAUGACCAAUGAGAUUAGACAAUUCCAGAGCUUUGCAGAAAAAAACAUUUUUCAGUCCCGAAAAAUGUGGAUAGUGUUGUUUGGAUCUGCUUUGGCACAUGGAUGUGUAGCUCUUAUUACUAGGCUCAUUUCUGAUCGUUCUAAAGUUCCAUCUCUAGAACUGAUUUUUAUCCGUUCUGUCUUGCAGGUCUUAUCUGUGUUAGUUGUGUGUUACUAUCAGGAGGCCCCCUUUGGACCCAGUGGAUACAGAUUACGACUAUUCUUUUAUGGUGUAUGCAAUGUCAUUUCUAUCACCUGUGCUUAUACAUCAUUUUCAAUAGUUCCUCCCAGCAAUGGGACAACUAUGUGGAGAGCCACAACCACAGUCUUCAGUGCUAUUUUGGCUUUUUUACUUGUAGAUGAGAAAAUGGCUUAUGUUGACAUGGCUACAGUUGUUUGCAGCAUUUUAGGUGUUUGUCUUGUCAUGAUCCCCAACAUUGUUGAUGAAGACAAUUCUUUGUUAAAUGCCUGGAAAGAAGCCUUCGGGUACACCAUGACUGUGAUGGCUGGACUGACCACUGCUCUUUCUAUGAUAGUGUACAGAUCCAUCAAGGAGAAGAUCAGCAUGUGGACUGCACUGUUUACCUUUGGUUGGACUGGGACAGUCUGGGGAGUAUCUACCAUGUUUGUUCUUCAAGAACCCAUCAUCCCAUUAGAUGGAGAAACCUGGAGUUAUCUCAUUGCUAUAUGCGUCUGCUCUACUGUAGCAUUCUUAGGAGUUUAUUAUGCCUUGGACAAAUUCCAUCCAGCUUUGGUUAGCACAGUACAACAUCUGGAGAUUGUGGUAGCUAUGGUCUUGCAGCUUUUAGUGCUGCACAUAUUUCCUAGUGUCUAUGAUGUCUUUGGAGGGGUAAUCAUCAUGAUUAGUGUUUUUGUCCUUGCUGGCUAUAAACUAUACUGGAUGAAUUUAAAAAGGCAGGAUUAUCAGGAAAUACUAGACUCUCCCAUUAAAUGAAUAACUGAUUAUUAUUAUCUUGUUAAUGUUCAGUUAUUAAUAUGUAUGCUGCCAUUUUAAUGUUUAUAAAUGUCUUCUGUGUUGUAUAAUUGACAGUGUUAUAUAAUUAAUAUAUACAGAUACAGAAAAAUUUAUUCUAUUCUAAUAUAUUCAAAUACAAAUAUUAAAUAUGUGAAAUAUGU
Molecule: messenger RNA, 1732 nt
Organism: Lemur catta (Ring-tailed lemur)
Lineage: Eukaryota; Metazoa; Chordata; Mammalia; Primates; Lemuridae
Gene: SLC35G2
Product: solute carrier family 35 member G2
Exons: 2
Coding region: 312-1550 (412 amino acids)
Cellular component (GO): plasma membrane
Source: RefSeq, a predicted model, not a curated record